Trematosphaeria pertusa is the source of this 459-nucleotide messenger RNA. RefSeq lists its product as uncharacterized. The transcript has a single exon. The record is from RefSeq and is a predicted model, not a curated record. Lineage: Eukaryota; Fungi; Ascomycota; Dothideomycetes; Pleosporales; Trematosphaeriaceae. The coding region runs from base 1 to 459 and encodes 152 amino acids.
AUGCUCGAAUUCACGCGACGAUUGCUCCGAAACUUGCUCCUCGGUACCCUCUUCCUCAUCGUCUUAGUACAUGGCCCUUUCUUCCGGAUCUUCAUCAAUCUGCUGAUCACAAUGCACGUCAUCCUGCGCAUAGCGGCGGAUCAUCUUCAGCGAUACCUGGGCCCAAUAUUCAUCGACGAGAUUCGAGGCCAUUUCGCGCCCUUCUCCGCCCAAAUCAUGGCGGCAAUACGGCCAGCUUUGCACGAUGCAUUGGCUUGGAUGACUCAUCAAGCGACGACAUUUAUUCACAAAAAUCCGUGGUAUCUGUGCCAGACGAACGAGGGGAUCGUGGCGGUCGGUGAAGGCUUGGUACGCAGUGUUCUCGGAGAUGAAGGAGAAGAUUUGGCAAUGGUAUGGCAACAGGCGGGGAAGGGUGUGGCGACGUUCUGCAAGAUUGUUCGAGGGGGUAUGCCUGCUUAA